Molecule: messenger RNA, 4379 nt
Organism: Oryzias latipes (Japanese medaka)
Lineage: Eukaryota; Metazoa; Chordata; Actinopteri; Beloniformes; Adrianichthyidae
Gene: mrasa
Product: muscle RAS oncogene homolog a
Biological process (GO): signal transduction
Cellular component (GO): membrane
Molecular function (GO): GTPase activity; GTP binding
Source: RefSeq, a predicted model, not a curated record
CAUUUCUCUAAAAAAGGGGGAACUCCCGCACUCCUUCACCGGAUGAAAUAGAGAAAAGAAGAACAGAAAAAAGCUCUGAACAACAGCAGUGACUGCUUUUGAGUCCUAGUUAACAAGGAGACAUACAAAUCUCCUAGAACCGACAUUCAUUUCAUACAUUCUUAAUUGCUAUGGAGCUUUCCUAUUUAUAGCAUCAGCUGUUGCACUCCAAAGAUUAGCUGCUCGGCGUGUAUUCGGCAGAUGUGGGCAGCACAGUCCCGGUUGAAGGGCGGUGGUGGUUUAAAGCCGAGGACGACGGCGAGGAGGAGGAAGAUGUUGGCGUGAGAACGUCUCUGGAUCGGCGUGGAAAAGAAGCUCGUGAAGCCAGGUGCGUCUCAUCAGCCACCUACUAGCCUACUUCCACAUCGUUACCGGCGCCGUAGAGGUAACCAUGGCGAUGAGCGCAGUGCCAAGUGACAACUUGCCAACCUACAAGCUGGUUGUGGUGGGGGAUGGAGGUGUCGGUAAAAGUGCUUUAACCAUCCAGUUUUUCCAGAAGAUCUUUGUGCCAGACUAUGAUCCCACCAUCGAGGACUCUUACCUUAAACACACAGAGAUCGAUGGACAGUGGGCCAUACUUGAUGUGCUGGACACGGCAGGCCAGGAGGAGUUCAGCGCCAUGAGGGAGCAGUACAUGAGGACGGGGGACGGCUUCCUCAUCGUCUUUUCCGUCACGGACAAGGCCAGCUUUGAGCACGUGGACCGGUUCCAUCAGCUCAUCCUGCGGGUCAAAGACAGAGAGGCCUUCCCCAUGGUGCUGGUGGCUAACAAGGUGGACUUGGUGCAUUUACGAAAGGUCACCGCAGAGCAGGGCCACGAGAUGGCUGCAAAACACAACAUAACCUACAUUGAAACCAGUGCCAAGGAUCCUCCGAUGAACGUGGACAAAGCCUUCCAUGAACUGGUCCGAGUUAUAAGGCAACAGGUUCCAGAGCGAAACCAGAAGAAGAAGAAGAAGAAGAUGAAGUGGAGGGCAGAGCGGUCCACGGGUUCCCACAGGUUCCACUGCUCCAUCUUGUGACCUGUCCUGGCCUGUGAAUCGCCUACGGCAAACACACACACAAACUGACCCACACACCCACACAGGGACACAACUUUGGAUGUCAGGGACCCACUCCACAGCAGUGGUUUUGUACCGGUGCACAAAAGACAACGAGGGGGAGGCGGGCGACGACGACGAUGAUGGAUCCAAAGCGAUGAAGACUGCAGCCUCCCUCCUCACGGAGGUCCAUCUGUGUUCAAGCCAAUCUUCUCAAUCAAUUGUAAUUUUUUAAAAACUUAUUAAGAAGCGAGCGGCACAAAAGGGAGAGGUGCCAAAACGAGAAACUCUCGUUGGGGGGGGGGGGGAGUUGCAUCUUGUCAUUUUCUAGACGAUCGUUUCUGCUACUGUUGAGUUUUUGUGGAACAUUUUUCUGAAGGUUCGAGGACACGUCUGGAUGAGAUGGCACUGACUUUGAUGUCACAUGGAGCGGAAGUGCACCGAUACUCCAGUUUGGGAAUGUGAGGUGGGAACAAGUCAAAGACAUGUAGUUUGUGGCCAUAAAAACGGCAGUUUUCCACGUAGAACGUUAAGGAGAAUCAUGGAAGUAUCUGUAACAGGUUUUAAGAGCCAUGUUUACGCUUUGGGGUCGUUUUCCCUGCAUGGAUGCGGCACCAAAACCACUCUGCACCCUUUUCAGAGUUGGGGAAACUUAGCCGAUCAUGAGCAGUUCUGUACGAGUCCAAGUACGUCCUGCUUUUACAGGCUCCGUCGCUACUUUCCAUAUUUUUGAUACGUUUAUGAAAACGGUUUUUAGGUGUCCGUGUGGACAAAAUCCCUGCUGUUUCACAGAGGACCACGGAGGCGUUGAUGAAGAUGAGGGAUGGUGGUGGCCGCAGAAGCCCGUCUGCUCUGGCUGCAAACCAAAAUCCACGUGAUGUCACUUUACUUCAAUCCAGGGACUUUUCCCACUUUGAAGAAUUCAGUACUGUCCGACAAUUCCCGGGAAUCUGCCAGAGCUGCCGGAGCGUGAGGCUUACCGGCAGCUUCUUUGUUUGAAGUCCUCACUUUGGAAUUCUGUGUUUGUUUGUUUGUUUGCUAGUGGUGAAGUGGAUGGGAAUGUACAAUUUCUUAAAUGGCGAGUACUGUUAUCAGCCUGAGCUUGGGUGGACGACUCUCCAGUCUGGACUCUUGAAGGAAGACAUUUUUGCACUUUUGAAACCCCUUUUUCUGACUUUCCUAUCGGCACGUUUUCUCUCAGAUCUGUGAGCGAGCUGCAGGGCAAAAGGAAAACCGUGUGAAUGCGAACGGACGGAGUGAAGCCGGCUGGUUGGAGCCGAGCGUCCUCGCAGUGUCGGGAAGAAAGGUUUGAUGCUAACUGAGUUGAAGGAGCACAGUGUUAAAUCCAAUCUACUGAUGAAGGAAGCCUUAGAGUUAAAAUACUGAUUUUGAAGAAACAAACUGGAUGGUCGGUGAGGAAAUGAUACUAAAAAAAAAUGUAUAUUGAGAAUGUUGCAUCGUGAGUGUUUGAUACCAUUUUUGUAUUCUUGAUAUUUUGCUUCUCUUUCAAAACUGAAUAAUUUAUUAUUGUAUUACCUCAGUUUGUUCCAGGCCUGGACAAAGAAAAAUAAAUAAAUAUCAAUUUGAAAUAUUUUUUCCCCCUGCAGCUCUAAGGCCUUUUGGCUUUUAAAGGGCCUAUAUAAUGCUGUAUCUAAUUUUCUGAGCCUUUAAAUGUAUCAUAAUGUUAAUUCCUCACAAAAAACAACCCCAAAGCUGUUUUUUUUCCUCUCCAUUCACACAUAUUCCUCUAAAAACCUGCGCUCUGAGCACCAAUCCCCUCCCAAUGCAUGAAAACGAGCGACGUCUCACAUUGUGACGUAGAUGAGUGAGGAACCGCCCCUUCCAGGAAGAGUCUGCGCUAAUGCAACACCCACUUUCUCAGCGGAGCCAGCGGUGAUCGUCAAAAACGCUUUUGGUUCACAUGCAGAAUGUGCCCAUCCAUCUUUGCAAAAGUCCCCGUUGGGUUUUGGCGGGAGAAACGCAGACACGCCGCUGAGGCCCACUCUAGGUUGACGUCAUGAAACUCAGGAAAAUAACUAAUAUUUGAUCAAAUAUGUACUUCGUUGUGCCAAAGGUAAUAUCAUGUGCAUGGAUAUCGUUUACUAUAAAAGGCUUGAGAAUAGCAUGAUAUAGGCCCUUUAUGAACCACAGCUGUUAGCACUGGACCACGAUGAAGGGACAGUUUUGAUCCUCAGCUUUGUAGGAGCUCCAACAUUUCAGGAUAAAAAGAAACCUUCUCUUCAAAAUUGUUCUCUGCAUAUUUCUGUAAAUGAAUCGGGUUGAGCUAGAAGGAAAAAAAACCCCAACAAAGAGAUUUUAGUUUGUUCUGAACCAACAAAUCUGCUCGGUUUGGGCUCGAAGCUGCUGAUGAAAACACUAAAUCCUGAGGAGACCAAGUGUUGAAGGAGAAUCUAGAUCCUGUAAAUGUGAACCUAAAGGGACAAUCUUGUUCAGAGGGGCCCUUGCUUUUUAUUACUGGAGCAUGAGAAAUGCUGACUUUUUAGAAUUCGUGAUCCAAAAGUAAUAUGCAAUUCUUAGUUGACAAUUCAGCAAAUUUAUGCAAGUGGUAGGCCCCGCCCUGACGAGAGUCUGACAGUUAGCAUUUCAAGGUGAAUUUGACUCGGAUAAAUGCUUACACCUGGGGGAGACUAUUCUGACACAAACCCCCCCCCCCCCCAUGGAAAAUUACAAUGCAAUAGAUUUUAAGUUCCCAUCAAUUGAGUGUGAAGCAAACCGUGGAUUGAAAUGUCCUUUGGAAAUAUUGCAUAGUAAAAAGCAAACUGCAUUUUGAAAAUGAAAGGUCAGAUUGCAUAUCAAAUUGUAAAUUGUGAAAUGCAUUUGAAUUUUGGCAUAAACGACCUAUAACUCAAAAUGCAAUUGAUGAUGUUUUUAUUUAUUGUUUAUUUUUAAAAUUGUCAUAUUGAGUUGUGAUUUUUUUAUUCUAUUGAAUUCUGAUUUUCAAAAUGUAUUUUCAUAUUCCAAGUCUGAAUUGCAUAUUACUUUGAUUUAUGCCUGAAACAACUUCCGUAUAAAAGGGAUUUAAGGGGUGUAAAGGGUUUUUGCUAACUUCAUUUCCUGGAAGGAGCAAAAAAAGGAACUUCAGUUCAAAUGUCUGCUUCUUUUUUAUUAUUUUUUAUUUUUAUUCGAGGUUACGUUUGGUUCCCUUUUGGCAGGUUGUGUCGGGUUUUGCUUUGUGAAACUGAGGAGCUAGACGAGGCUUGAAGACUGUGGCCUUUCUAAUCGAAGCUUCUAGCCUCAGGGCUGAAAAUUUUUCAAUAAAAGAAAAAUGAUUGUGUCUGUA